Messenger RNA from Phalaenopsis equestris, 440 nucleotides. RefSeq lists its product as uncharacterized. Bases 39 to 389 code for a protein of 116 amino acids. NCBI's taxonomy places the organism in Eukaryota, Viridiplantae, Streptophyta, Magnoliopsida, Asparagales, Orchidaceae. The transcript has a single exon. The record is from RefSeq and is a predicted model, not a curated record.
CACCGCUUCCCCUACAGCAGAUAACAAAUAAGUUCCUGAUGCUCAUGUCGCCGGAAGAUCUACAGGAGUCCGACGUCCUUUGGCCGGAGCCCCGCCGCAGCUCGAUAUUUCCAUCAUCGCCUCUUCCCAUCACCACCACCACCGCAAAUCGGCCGAUGAAGUUAUCGGCACCCAUCAGAAUUCCCCAACCUUCGUUCCGUUUCGCCGGCGGCGACGAAUAUAUGGACAGCGAUGGGAUGAUUCCGCCGCAUGAGAUGACGGCCCGGAGGUGGGCCCGGGAGAGAAUGGCGUGCUCCGUUUGCACGGGAGAAGGUCGCACGCUCAAAGGCCGCGAUCUCCGACAGGUGCGAAAUGCCGUUCUGAAGCUCACCGGAUUUUUGGAGGGAUAACGUUCAUGAAAUUGGAGAGCGGAAUACAAUUUAUUAUUUUUUUUAUUAAAA